Melitaea cinxia (Glanville fritillary) is the source of this 2880-nucleotide messenger RNA. RefSeq lists its product as uncharacterized. Gene Ontology annotation, cellular component: tRNA-intron endonuclease complex. Gene Ontology annotation, biological process: tRNA-type intron splice site recognition and cleavage. Lineage: Eukaryota; Metazoa; Arthropoda; Insecta; Lepidoptera; Nymphalidae. The coding region runs from base 147 to 2702 and encodes 851 amino acids. The record is from RefSeq and is a predicted model, not a curated record. The transcript has 6 exons.
ACAUUGAUUUGACGUAUGUUAUGUGUACACAUUUUUUAAUUUACUCAAAUAUUUUAAGUGUUUCAAUGUUUAUGUUCUCUUAUUUGUCUAUAUUAGAUUACUUUUUUCAAUCUUAACAUUUAUGUAGUUAUGUACUAUUCAUAAAAAUGAAUGCGGCAAAGAUUUUAUCAGGUCAUGAACUGGUCUCCAAAGGCGCUACAAAAAUUGAAGCUACACUACCAGAAGUAGGAAAUAAAGAUGUCUUUCCAAAUGGUUCUUGGCUAGAGCAGAAACAGAUACAGUCAGCCUUAGAGGCUAAGAAACAUUUAAUUGAAGUGGAACGUAUUGAAAAAAGUGGAGCAUUGAGUCAUGCGGUGUGGAGGGAAGAAUUAAACUUAGCAGAAAUAACACAAAAAGUUGGAAAUUAUUGGCAAUAUUUAGGACAUAAUAAAGGAAAGCAAUUGUAUCUUAAACCUGAAGAAGCCCUUUUUCUCAUGGAAGUUAACUGUCUUCUUCUAAAAUAUCAUGAUGUAAAAGUAUCACUUCAACAAGCUUAUUCUCUAUUACUAAGAGACAAAAUCGCAAUCUUGCAUUACAAUGUUUAUGCAUCUCUUAGUCGUCUGGGUUACCGUGUUUAUAGACACGAGGAAACAGAAGCUAAUAUUGAAAAUAAACACAAUGAAUCACCUUGCAUUGAAAAAGUUGAUAAUAAUAAUGCACCUGAUAAAAAUGAUACCGACAAUAUGAUCAUAGAAAAAUCAAAGAGUCUGGAAAAUUCUACAAAUGAUAUUGAAAACAGCAGUUGUUCUCAAAAUACUCAAAGUAUAGAACAGAAUAUUGAAUAUCGAAAUAAUACAACUGAUGACAUUACAGAAAUAAUUGAGAAAAGUAAAGAUAUCUAUGGACUUAAGAAGCUUCAAAAAUUGAAGAACAGACUUUUAAAACCUUGCGAUUCAAAACAUCUACAUAAGUUGUUCGAUAAUCUACCAAAACUAUCAAAUAAAGAAACUGUUUCUAUUAAGGCACCUCCGACACAAUAUGUUCCAAGUAAUAUAAAUCUAAAUAAAUCAGUUUUUAAUAUCAAUAUACAAAAUAUACAAAGUAAAAGUGACCGAUCAGAUACAAAUGAAACAAACAUUUAUACAAAUGAUGAAGUUAAUGGGAAUCACAUAAGAAGACUUAGUAAUACCAGCCAUAUGUUACAAACUGAUCCUGCACAACAAUACAACACAACUAAUGUUGUAUUUGCUAAUACAAAUUUUCAAUAUAGACUCUUUAAUUCUUAUAGGCCUAGAUAUAGUUAUAACUCUAUUAAUUUUAGUAUGUUAUAUCAAAGAAGUCUUUUGAUUUUUCCUCCUCGGAUUCAGUUACCUAGAAUUCAACCACAAUUCUGGCAAACCACUUGUAAUAACCCCAAUAGAAAUUUAAAUGAUGUCAGUAUGAGUCUAAAUAGCAGUAAUUUUAACAAUAUGAAAAGGUCUAGAGUAACAACACAGCAAAAAAAUUUGGAAGAAAUAAAAAAGCUUGCUCUUAGAUUGAAACAAAUGAUCUUAUCAGGAAAUACUCGAGCGCAAAUUAUCCAACCGCUUCAAAGGCUAAUUCAUGCUUACAACAGUAGAUAUAGAACAAGAAUAAGGCUUGGUGAUGAUUUCAAUAUAAUAAUUGAAGAAACUAUUGUAGACACUAUCGAAUUAGAAGACGAUGAUGAUGAUGAACCUAGCCGAAAGAAGCGUCGUAGUGGCAAUAAUGAUGAUAAUCUUUCUAUGCUAAAAAAAUUUGCAUCACAGUUGAAAGAAUUAGAAAAAAAUAAUAAGUCAUCAGCGAGACAUAGGAGAGCUUUCUCAAAAUUGAUCAGAACAUUUAAUGAAUCCUAUAAAGAAGAAUAUUAUUUAACUGAUAGCUAUGAAAUAGAAAAUCGCCAACAGAUCACACUUGAUUCAUCUGAUGCUUCAAGUUCAGAGUGUGUAAAAGAAGAACCAAAAUUACGUAAAAGAAAAAGAUUAAGAAACCCUUUUAAUAUAUUAAAACGACUUUCUGAGCAACAAAAAGAAUCGUGUAACGAGGCAUCCACUAGUAUAAGCAGUAAUAAUAUAGAAUUAAAAAUAAAAAAGUAUAAUGAAUUGUUACUAAAAACUUUUACUAAAGACUGGUUACCAUCAGAAAACGAUUUUGGAAGAGCAGAAAUUGUUACUCAAGAAGAUGUUACUAAUACAAUAAUAGAUUUAAAAAGGGAAGAAUUCCUCUUCGACUUUCUCAAAAUACAAACUUCCAAUUGUGAUAACUGGUUAGACUUGAAAAAAUCUUUUUUUACUAGUAUUAAGGAAGCGAUUGCUGAAUUUCAAAGUGUACCUGCUGUUAUGAACAAUACAAUCGAUUCUGUUGUAAAACCAGGCGACUGCACUGAUAUGGCGUCAAUUUUAAAAAAGCUGAGAAUUAUUCGAAACGCAAAUGAAGUCUACGAUGACUGCAAGCUCGCUAUUGAUUUCGACGUAUACAAUAGAGAUGUUCAAAAUUUUAGAAAAUCAAAACGACCGACUCCACAUUUUCGCUUAAUUUGUUUUGAUGAAAAGAAAACUAUACCAUCAGGAAGUGAAAUAAUAAGCCUGCAUUCAAAAUAUCAUGACAAUGUUACCAUUUUGUGUGCUGUUGUUGGUGUGGAUUCAGUAUCAUAUAUACAAAUCAAUCCAACAAACUUGCCGGUAUAUAUCUCGAAUCAUACUUGACUUAAUAUAAAAUUGUAAUACAUACCAAAAAUCUAUAUAAAGAAGUAUAACAGCCACACACUGCCACAAAUUACAUUUUAAUAACUACAAACUAUUCUAAUACCGCUUGCCUGAAGUGCUAAUGUAUUAAAAAACCUUUCGCUGAUAAGCAAUAAAACUCUAGAUGUUUUAAUAAAAA